Messenger RNA from Gopherus flavomarginatus (Mexican gopher tortoise), 3001 nucleotides. RefSeq names its product peptidase, mitochondrial processing subunit alpha (gene PMPCA). The record is from RefSeq and is a predicted model, not a curated record. The transcript has 13 exons. Gene Ontology annotation, molecular function: metal ion binding; metalloendopeptidase activity. The coding region runs from base 55 to 1614 and encodes 519 amino acids. Gene Ontology annotation, cellular component: mitochondrion. NCBI's taxonomy places the organism in Eukaryota, Metazoa, Chordata, Testudines, Testudinidae.
GCCGGGCCGCCGGGCGGAAGGGGAGGGCCGAGGCCGCGGCUCCCCGGACAUAAGAUGGCGGCGAACAUGGUGCGGUUUCGGGGUGGCGCGUGGGGCCCGGUUCGCAGGUUUGGCUUGGCAGCCUACAGAAAAUAUAGCAGUGGUGGUGGCUGCCCCAACGUCCCUCUCACUUCUCCUCUGCCUGGAGUACCUAAGCCUGUCUUCGCAACAGCUGACGGACAAGAGAAAUUUGAAACCAAAGUUACAACACUAGAGAACGGACUGCGGAUUGCAUCACAAAACAAAUUUGGACAGUUCUGUACUGUAGGGAUUCUUGUAAAUUCAGGAUCAAGACAUGAAGCAAAAUACCUUAGCGGCAUUUCACACUUUUUGGAAAAGUUGGCUUUCUCUUCCACAGCCCAGUUUGGCAGCAAAGAUGAAAUCCUUCUGACCUUGGAAAAACACGGGGGUAUUUGUGAUUGUCAGGCAUCAAGGGAUACCACGAUGUAUGCUGUUUCUGCUGAUGCCAAAGGCCUAGACACUGUGGUCAAUCUACUGGCUGAUGUUGUAUUACAGCCCAGGUUAUCAGAUGAAGAAAUCGAGAUGACUCGAAUGGCUGUGCAGUUUGAGCUUGAAGAUCUGAAUAUGAGACCUGAUCCAGAGCCUCUACUAACGGAGAUGAUACAUGCGGCAGCCUACAGGGAGAACACCGUGGGACUCAACAGGUUCUGCCCUGUGGAAAACAUAGAGAAAAUGGAUCGGAAAGUGCUCCAUUCGUAUCUGCAGAAUUACUAUACACCUGACAGGAUGGUGUUGGCUGGAGUUGGGAUAGAGCAUGAGCAAUUGGUGGAGUGUGCCAGGAAGUAUCUGCUUGGUGUAGAUCCAGUGUGGAAAAGCGACAAGCCCAAGCAAGUUGACAGAUCAGUCGCCCAGUACACGGGAGGAAUCAUCAAGCUUGAAAAAGACAUGUCGGAUGUGAGUUUGGGUCCGACUCCAAUCCCUGAGCUGACCCACAUCAUGAUUGGGUUAGAAAGCUGUUCGUUUUUGGAGGAAGACUUCAUUCCCUUUGCUGUAUUAAACAUGAUGAUGGGAGGUGGCGGUUCCUUUUCUGCUGGAGGGCCUGGCAAGGGCAUGUUCACCCGUCUGUAUCUUAACGUGCUGAACAGGCAUCACUGGAUGUAUAAUGCAACCUCUUACCAUCACAGUUAUGAAGAUACAGGUCUUUUGUGUAUUCAUGCCAGUGCAGAUCCUCGACAGGUCCGAGAAAUGGUGGAAAUAAUUACAAGAGAGUUCAUUUUAAUGGCGGGAGCAGUGGGAGAGGUGGAAUUGGAGCGAGCAAAGACCCAGUUGAAAUCCAUGCUUAUGAUGAACCUAGAAUCCCGGCCAGUUAUCUUUGAGGAUGUAGGAAGGCAAGUGCUGGCAACAAACACAAGAAAACUCCCUCAUGAGCUGUGCUCUCUCAUCGGUAACGUGAAACCCAAUGACAUCAAGAGGGUGGUUGCAAAAAUGCUUCGUAACAAGCCAGCAGUGGCUGCACUGGGUGACUUGACGGAAUUACCUACGUAUGAAAACAUUCAAGCAGCACUGUCUAGUAAGGACGGGCGGCUACCUAGGAUGUAUCGGCUUUUUCGAUAAAGCAGCAAAUGCCGUCUAGAACAGGAGACUUACUUUUUUUAUACAUAUUGUUCUUUGGAUUAUGUCACUGCAAAGAAUAUUUACAUGCACAUGAUGUAAAUAUGGAACUUUCCUUGUAGCUGAGACGGCUUCAGAUGUUCAGAAUGUGAAGUGUUCAUGUUGAUAAAGGCUUACAGACCGGUCCCAGCUCUGAAUGAGCACUUUGGCCAUCAAUAAAUUCUUCUGCCUACCACAGAAGGCUGUGCCUUUCUCUUGGCACCUUGAAUAGUAGUGUGGCAAAGCAAACCUAAACCACUACAGGUGAAAGGGCUACAUAUAUUGAUGAACUAGCCAAGAUCUUAGUUACCACGUGCUUUAAAUAUCCAGUAUUGCAAGGGAAGUGUGUUCAUAUUACUUUUUCUUCAUCGGUCUGAGCAUUGGUGGUUGUAGCCCAAAGUGUGUGGUACUCCUUACUAAAGGAAUAGAUUUAGGUGGAGUUACAUUUCAUAAGUCAGUUGUCCUCCAAUCUUGUAGACUGUGAGUAGUAAUACUGUCACGUGGGGAGGAUUGUUACAAGUAAGGUGCUAAUGUGAUGCUUCUUCAUGCAGAGGAUAUAUAAAACUGUAAUCAAGUUGAACGGAGGGCACUAGAACAAUCUGUCCCUAUGAAAAAGUUCUGAGUUUAUACUUCAUUAAUUUUAAAAUGUAAAUACUGGCUGCUAUUGUAAAAUACCUUCAAUAAUCUGAACAAGAUUGCUGCAUGUUCUCAUUAGACAUAUCAUAGAUAACAUACUUUGUGCUGUCAGGCAGAUCGUCUCUGUAAAGGGUGUGGGGUGGUAGAUACUUGGCCACACACCGCUCACAAAGUUAGGUUGAACCUUAAGUGUAACUAAUGAUUUCUUGCAAACAGAAAUGCCAUUUACCCUGAUAAGAGUUUAUUUCCCAAGGAAAGAUUAAGCCAAAUUAAAUGUUGUCAGCAAAGAGACAAUGAUUUGUAUAAAGAGCUUAGUCUUGAAGGUAAUUGGUUCUCACUAAAAGCUCAUAAGAAGAAAUCCAUAUAAGAAUACCACCAGUAACAGGUUUAGUGACCUGUUUCUCAGGCACACAAGAACCCAUCACCUUUCUAGGCAUAAAUAGUUAAACUGUUUAGUGCUGCCAUUAAAUGACUAUGCAUAAGUGAUCAUACUGAGCAGGUUCAGAGACAGCUACUAGCUACACACACAUUCAUUCAUGUGAGUGGAAGUUGUGCAUGCUCCUGGAGCAGAGAACAGGCCCAAAGUGGUGCUGUUAAUUCUUAACAAAAUGCAGCUGCUUUUUGAACCCCUGGUAUGUUUUACAACAUACAGCUUUGUCCUGGCAAUUGUGGUGUGUAUCUUUGUCAAGGAAAUAAAUAAAGACAUUGAAAUGAA